Messenger RNA from Ixodes scapularis (black-legged tick), 1600 nucleotides. RefSeq names its product serine protease HTRA2, mitochondrial (gene HtrA2). The transcript is spliced from 6 exons. The record is from RefSeq and is a predicted model, not a curated record. Gene Ontology annotation, biological process: positive regulation of apoptotic process; proteolysis; programmed cell death. The coding region runs from base 198 to 1487 and encodes 429 amino acids. Gene Ontology annotation, molecular function: protein binding; serine-type endopeptidase activity. NCBI's taxonomy places the organism in Eukaryota, Metazoa, Arthropoda, Arachnida, Ixodida, Ixodidae.
UUGGCCAGUUGGCCACACCUACCAUUUAAAGAUGUCUGCGCCCAGCGGUCCCAUGGUCCCAGUUUCCCAGUCGGCACCGAGCUGUUUGAUGCUGCGUGCCCAGUGCGCUGGUUGAACGUUCCUCAAAUAAAAUCAACCUGCAGUCGUUAGGUCGAUCCUUAUUUAACCGCUCACGUCGCGGAUAAAAACUGCUGCCAAUGAUGAACGUCAAUAUCGCGAGAAGACUUUCGUCUGUCUGUCGACGGCUGCGUGCGAGCCGGACGUUAGAAGAAUGUCAAAUGCCGGCGUCGUCCCGCAUCUUCUACCGCCAGCACGGUAACUCCAGCAACUACGAUCGGAACAGUGGUGAAUAUGGGCAUCAACACAAGUCUGGACGCUUUUCUACAAGUUGGCGAAGUUCUCUCGGAACUGGUCUGGUUGUCGGGACCCUUUCGUUUGCCGGGUACACCACCUGGAAGCGAAGCAACAGCUGUUCCCUUUCACAAUCGCUCGUACCCACACUUCAGGCCGCUCAGAUUAUUGACAGUGACAAGCGUCAGGGAGUGUCUCCUCCGUCAAGGAACUUCAAUUUCAUCGCCGAUGCCGUCGAAAAGACCGCGCCAGCGGUCGUUUUUAUCGAGAUACUGGGCAGGCACCCGUUCACCCAGCAGCAGAUCACGGUGUCCAAUGGCUCAGGCUUCAUUGUCAAGUCGGAUGGCCUGAUCCUGACCAACGCCCACGUGGUGGCAGACGGGAGGCUGGUCACGGUCAAGUUGCAGAACGGCCAGGAGUACAAGGGAAAGGUCGAGUCGGUCGACCUCCGCUCCGAUCUGGCGACAGUACGCAUUGUCGCGAAAGACCUGCCAACGUUGCCACUGUCACGCACAAAGGACCUGCGACCGGGAGAAUGGGUGGUUGCCAUGGGCAGUCCCCUGGCCCUGAACAACACCAUCACGGCGGGAGUCAUCAGCUCACUGCACAGGUCCAGCAAGGAACUGGGGAUCCAGAACGAGAUGGACUACAUCCAGACAGACGCGGCCAUCAACUUUGGCAAUUCCGGGGGACCCCUCAUCAAUCUCGAUGGAAAAGUAAUUGGAAUCAACACCAUGAAGGUGACAUCAGGAAUCUCAUUUGCCAUCCCUGCCGAUUAUGCACUGGACUUUCUGGAAGCUUCUGCGAAGAAAUUGAAGGAGGACCCCUCAUCUGCCACGUCGGAGCGCUGGUACCUGGGCAUCACGAUGCUGACCCUGACACCCAGCCUCAUCCAGGAGCUGCAGGAGAGGGACCCCAUGUUCCCCAACGUCUCGAGCGGCGUCCUCGUCUGGAGGGUCGUCCUGGGAUCGCCCGCCAACUUGGCCGGCCUUCAACCUGGUGACGUCAUCACGAGGAUUGGCGGGAAGGAGGCAAGGUCCUCACAGGACAUUUACAGGGCUUUGGAGGCAUGGAAGCCGGUGGAAAUCGAAGUGAUCCACAGGGGCAGCAAAAAGACGGUCACUGCUCAGCCCUGACAUGUGGUCACGGCCACCACUAGGACGUACGACAAAACUACUAGCUCCUGUGCCUGUACAUAGUUGGUGGACAUUGCAAGGGGAAAUAAAGAUAUAUUGCAGUUGCUAAGUAA